Gymnodraco acuticeps is the source of this 432-nucleotide messenger RNA. Its product is annotated as diamine acetyltransferase 2-like. The record is from RefSeq and is a predicted model, not a curated record. The transcript is spliced from 5 exons. Bases 1 to 432 code for a protein of 143 amino acids. Gene Ontology annotation, molecular function: N-acetyltransferase activity. Lineage: Eukaryota; Metazoa; Chordata; Actinopteri; Perciformes; Bathydraconidae.
AUGGAAAUGUCUCAUCAUGAAAUACAACGUGACGGUUUCUGCACGGAUCCUUUCUUUGAAUGCCUCGUUGCAGAAGUGCCUGAGGAGAAUAGAUCUAAAGAAGGUAAAGUAUUCACAGUAGUCGGAUAUGCUGUUUACCUUUACAGUUACAGUUCAUGGAAGGGGCGGUCAGUAUUUUUGGACAACCUGUUUGUGAUGGCAGAAUUCAGAGGAACGGGCAUUGGCAAGGUUUUACUGUGCAAAGUCGCUGAGAUGGGGAAGAAGAAGCAGUGUGUGCUGAUGGAGUUUAUUGUCUCAGACUGGAAUACCCCGUCCAAAGACUUCUACGCAGCUAAAGGCGCUCAGGAUAUCACAGACAGCCAAGGCUGGCACUUCACAUGUUUUUAUAAACAACACCUGGACAACUUGGCCAAUGAAGCUCCACAAGAUUAG